Schistocerca serialis cubense is the source of this 936-nucleotide messenger RNA. RefSeq lists its product as uncharacterized. The record is from RefSeq and is a predicted model, not a curated record. Bases 1 to 936 code for a protein of 311 amino acids. Lineage: Eukaryota; Metazoa; Arthropoda; Insecta; Orthoptera; Acrididae. The transcript has 3 exons.
AUGAUAUCCAGAGCCAGGAGCAGGUACUGUGACGACAAAAUUCACGUCGGGCAGUGGCGGCGUCCUGCGCAACCCGGAACGGAGAGUGUUCCGGGCCGGCUCGUCUGCGGCGGCGCGCCGACAGGUCUAUCUGCGGCGCAUUCCACGGCGGCCGGCGGAAUGCCGCGCCGCGCCGGACACUCAUUACGGCGCCGCCGGCCAAGAUGCGCGCGCAUUCCACCUGCAGCCCUGGCCACACACUCCCGCAGCCCGCCAAGUCGAAGGACACGAAGAGAUUCGGUCCGCGGCGGGUUCCAGCCGCGCCUUCCGACUUCGCUGCCGCCCCCAGGGCAGCAGCAGCAGCCGUCGCCGCUACCACGCCGACAGCCAGUCCCGUUGAUGCCUCCCGCGCAGCUUCAUCCGGGAGCGCCCCAGGUGGUCGCUCCGGCGCCUGCGGUCCCUCUUCAGUCGCCACCGCCUUCGGAGCUGAUGGACGUCGACCCCUCAGCCGGGCCGCCUUCCCAAGCGGUGGCUGUGCAGCCUGUCCUGCAGCCGCUUUCCUUGGGCACCCCCAAGGAGUCUGACACCGCAGCGCCUUGUCCGGCGCCCACUCAGCAGCCGUCGACGCAGCCGCUCAGUUGCGGCCGCGACUGUGCCCGCGCCGGCCGCUCGCUAAUUAUUUCGGGUCAGGGCUGUGACUGGGGCCGGCAGCGCGCUGUAUGGCGGGACGGCCUAAUCAACCCGCGGCGCAGCGGGCGGCAGCGGCGCGUUAUAACCGGCCUGCCGGCCCGGGCCACACUGCCGCCGCCGCCGCUACCGCCGGCGCUGUCUGCAAGUGUCGGCCGGAAGCCCGGGGCUGCCGAGCGGAGGCGCCGCCGGCUCGCCGUAACGCGAUCGCGUCUCCAGCCACCGCCUCGUCCUUUAACACUGGCCCAGCUCUGCCAACCCCGAGGUUAA